UCAAACUUCGCAUUUUCAUCACAAUGAAUAUCGAUGAAUCCGAUCCUCACCACGAAGAAGUCUGGGACGACUCUCUCCUGAUCGAUUCCUGGAAUCAGGCUUUGAAGGAGUACAAAAAAUACCACAGCAUCCAUGCGAAAGGCGGCAACAUCCGAGACUUGGGAGAAGCCGACGCUAAUCCAUCCAAUAAGGUCACAGAGGCUCUCAAAGUGGACGAAUCAGGCAGUCAACCAGUGGCCGAGACCGUGACCGAGACCGAGCAACACGUCGAGGAACUGCCGAGCAACGAUGCUGAUGCAGCAAUGAACAAUUCCUCUGAGCAGCAUAGCUCACAACCGGGGCACGGCUUAAGCUCCAUCCCCAACGCGUUUCCGUCUCAGGCAAUCCUUGGCACAGUGCGCGAUGACAAUCUGAAAAAGCUCCUCAUGUCAUGGUACUACGCUGGCUAUUAUACCGGCCUGUUUGAGGGGCAGCAGCAAGCACAGCAGCAGGCACCGCAGCCCUGACCCGGACCACGUUGAAUGAAGCUGGGCCCGUCCGUCGGUGUCGACUAACUGAUCGUGGGGAGAGGAACUGCUGCGCCACAGUUGAAUGGUGAAGCUGGGGUGGAAACACUGCGACAAAUGGUGUUCCACAGCCCUGCUAGUACGGCAACCGUUGCGAUGCUUUGGACCUUUGGCGUCUCAGGAUGGCGCUGGUGGAAACAACGUGCCAGUGCAUUUCCAAUCUAUCUCAAUGCAUGGAUGUUUGGUCAAGCUCUACCGAUUUCAGCCACGCUGCGAACCGAUAGUUUCUUAUCGGAUCAUUUGUUUCAUGUUGAAUAGUGGUCGGAACGGAUAAGGCUUCUGCAUUAUGGAAUUCGUGAUAAAGCCACUACUAGAAUUACGCGUUUGUUU
Trichoderma harzianum CBS 226.95 is the source of this 896-nucleotide messenger RNA. RefSeq lists its product as hypothetical. Lineage: Eukaryota; Fungi; Ascomycota; Sordariomycetes; Hypocreales; Hypocreaceae. The coding region runs from base 24 to 506 and encodes 160 amino acids. The transcript is spliced from 5 exons. The record is from RefSeq and is a predicted model, not a curated record.